Molecule: messenger RNA, 435 nt
Organism: Mucor velutinosus
Lineage: Eukaryota; Fungi; Mucoromycota; Mucoromycetes; Mucorales; Mucoraceae
Product: Amino_oxidase domain-containing protein
Exons: 1
Coding region: 1-435 (144 amino acids)
Source: RefSeq, a predicted model, not a curated record
AUGCUUGGUCUCCUUCAGCAUUUGUUUGAUGAGGUGUCUGUUCAGGUCUUGGUGUCUGGUGCUGUUUCUGAUGGUUUUUGGCCUGGUACUGGUGUGUUGCAGGGCUCCAUUUUGAGUCCUUUUCUUUACUCCGUGUACAUCAACUCUCUGCCUGCGGUGUUGCGUGCUCCAUUUAGCCCUCGGGUGGUGGAGCGUCCUCCUCGUUUGUAUAACGGUCUUUGGAUCAAUAGUUUGAUGUAUGCUGAUGAUGUGGUGCUAAUUGGAACUGCCGAGUCUAUGCCUUUGUUACUUGCUCGUGUGGAAGCUCAUUCUGUGUCUCUGGGUUAUCGGUGGAACCCUCUGAAAUCUGUCGUCCUCAAUGUUGGUGUUGGUGGUGGUGCUACUGGUGUCUCUCCUGGUCUUUGUGCUGGUGUUUCUCUGUUUCUCUAUGGUUAA